GCAGGUGUGGCAGGAGGAGGAGGAGGCCUCCCUCUUUUGAGGGCCCCUUCUUCAGAAGAGCAGGGCCAGUUGGGGCUGGAGUCUCUGGGCGGCCUCUCCUCACCAAGCUUGAUUGCUGCCAGAAGGAGCUGGAGGGACGGCUCAGCCUGCCUUCCCUCCCCUCCCUCCGCGCUUGACGUCCACACGGCGCUCCUGUUGCGCUUCCACUCCCCUGACUGAGGGACCCACUUGGCUUCCUUCGCCCUUUCCCACCCCAUUUGCUUCAGGUUUGGCUGGAGGAGGACAGCCUGCGCGGGUCACAACCACAACCACAACCACAACCCUGGCGGCUGGAGUUCCCACGCCUCAAGCGACCAGAUGUGCCGGCAGGAGGAGGACUCAAACAAACAGCAAUAUCUGAUUUUAACGUGCUUUUCAGUACAUUCUUCACCCCAUUUCUACAUCUGAUACAGCAUAAUGAUGCCAUCACAGAAUGACGACACAGCACCAUUUGUUUGAAGGAAACACGCUUGAGAAUGUUUACCUUCAGUAGUAAAUGCAUGUCAUUAUGAACAAUUAUUUCUGGAGCUCGUUAAUUAAUGAAUCUGCCAUUUCCAUCUUCAUUCUUUGCUCAUACCUCCUAGAAGUACAGACCAGCAAAUUAUUUUCUUGGGGACCAGUAAUAGAAGAUUUAAAACAGAUUAAAAAUCAUUCUGAGAUUGAUGCUUCUUUAUAUACUGCAGAUAUAAAUUAUCCUGGGCAUUGUAAUAUAUCAGUGGUGAAGUGUUUUUAUCUUGAGAUGAAAGUGCUUUCCUAUGAAGCCUAUAUUGGAGGAAAUGAAAAGUUUUAUAACAAAGUGCAUCGUGUUGUGAGAUCCCUAGAAGCAUUUUUAAAAGGCAAACAGGAUAAAGAAGCACCUCAGUGCCAAGAAUGUGAAACAUUUGAAGAAAAACAAUACAUAGAAUUUAUGAAAAACUUUGAAACUAUUGCAAAACGAUUCAAUAGAGAAGAGAAUCUGGAAAAAGUUGUUGUGUGAAGAGAUGAGUGAAUGUGAAUAAGGUGGCACUGUUGCUCUGAACAAAAUGGAGAAGCCGCAAUGCAUGAUGUGGGGAAGUUACCUGGCAAGCAAAGCGAGGAUUUCAAGUCUGUUGACGGAGAUGGCGCAUCUUGAAGCAAACAAGAUGUAGCUGCCAAAAACCUUAUCUAGGAACAGAGAACAUACAGGUUCUAACAGUGAUGAGUUACUGUAUGUUUGGAUGACCGUCCAGGAUGUUUGAAAUUUGGACUGAUAAGAGAUGGAAUGUGGAAAACAACCCAGUUUAUACUGAAGAAGAAACUCCUGGACAAAACCCAAAAGGCGGUGGUCAGUGGAAAGGCAGAAAGGUUUAAAAGAGAGACUUUUGAAAGCAGUGACUUUGUGAUCCUGAAUCCACGGCAUCAGAUCUCCCAUGGCUUCAUGAAGGCACCUGAUCAAUGACUUCAGUGACAGCCACUCUUGUAUGCGUGAGUAUUGGGUGAAUGGUGUGUGUGAGAGCUCUCUUGGUACUUGAAUAUAUGCAUGUCUUUAUGUUUAAUAAAUGUUACAUGAAUAGUGCAAAACCAAAUUUGGUGCUUCAAGUUUCUGUGUGGGCUCCUGCUGGGGUGGGUUUCUUGGAAGAGGAAAUAUCCAACACAGUCUCAAUAAAAACAACUUGGCAUGACAGUUGGCUGCUAACAUGAUAAUAUAAUAGUAAUUACUUCUAAGUGAAGAAGAAUAGAACUAGAUCUUCUACAUAUAUGUAAGCUUUCCUAUGGAAGUGGUUGGACAUUUUUGUCAUUUGCUCAAACCAUGCAUUUAGUUAAAGGUCGCAGAAGCAGAGCUCCAUGUGCAGGGCUGUUGUGGUGAAACUGGAGGUAGUAUUUCUUCUAUUGCACUGACAAUUUUGCAACAUUGCCAUUCAACAUGGAUUGUGUAGCACAAUCAAUGUGUGAAAAUUUACACUAUGCAGCUUUGAGACAGAUCCCAGGAUAUGAGACAUUCUUGACAUACACACAGAGACCCUAACAACAUGGGUUUCG
This is a messenger RNA of Sceloporus undulatus (fence lizard), 2037 nucleotides long. It is a transcript of the gene IL15, whose product is annotated as interleukin 15. Gene Ontology annotation, molecular function: cytokine receptor binding; cytokine activity. Gene Ontology annotation, biological process: positive regulation of immune response; positive regulation of cytokine production; positive regulation of T cell proliferation. Lineage: Eukaryota; Metazoa; Chordata; Lepidosauria; Squamata; Phrynosomatidae. The transcript is spliced from 8 exons. Bases 536 to 1015 code for a protein of 159 amino acids. The record is from RefSeq and is a predicted model, not a curated record. Gene Ontology annotation, cellular component: extracellular region.